This is a messenger RNA of Canis lupus familiaris (dog), 1230 nucleotides long. RefSeq names its product ral guanine nucleotide dissociation stimulator-like. The coding region runs from base 187 to 948 and encodes 253 amino acids. The transcript has 6 exons. NCBI's taxonomy places the organism in Eukaryota, Metazoa, Chordata, Mammalia, Carnivora, Canidae. The record is from RefSeq and is a predicted model, not a curated record.
GGCAUCGGCAGCCCCGAGCGCUGCUCCUGAAGCUUCCUCCAGGAGUGGACUCAGGGAGGGGGUCCCAGGCAGUGAGGUCACUUCUUUCACAACAGAGGCCAACAGAACUUGGAACCCCUGCCCGGGGCUACAUUCUAGUGCAGCCCCACCUCAGGCUCACUUUCAGGAGACUUCUGCUAUUGAAAGAUGUUCUCUUCCUGCUGUCCCAGUUUCGAGGACCCCCAGGAACCCCAGGGAUGCAGCUGCUUCGAAUGCUGGAGACGUUGGUGCCACCGUCAAAUCCAACACCUCAGGGAGUUUUUCAGGAGGUGCUGGAGGUCUUUACAGAGCUCCACAUGGGAGAUAUGGAGUGCCACGCGGGAAUAUGAGUGCCGGUGGAAGAGGAAAGCGAAAAUCCGCCACACCCCAGGGUCCAGCACAUCCUCCGAAGACCUGCAAGGGUUGAAGGCUGAAAGGGCCUCAGCCCUGAGAAAGAAUCGGAUCUGCCCAACCACCCCCAGCCGGAGGGAGCUGCUGGAGCAGCAGGUAGAAGAACUGGUGCCCGCCUUGCUGUGCUUGGACGACCUUUCCAUUGUUCAAUUUAUGGAAACAUAUCCUGAAUUUGGCACCACCGAAGAGAUCCUGGACCUGCUGUUUGCAAAGUAUCGAUGCAUCCAAGCGUCCCCCGAGAAAGGAGAAAUCCAGAUGCUCUGGGAAAGCACCAUGACCUCCUUCCUGACCAUCUGGCUGACCUACUAUGAGGAGGACUUCGACGAUCCCCCAGAAUUUCCUGCCCUGACAAAGCUGAUGAAUUUCACGGGGCAGUACUUGCCAGACUCAACGCUGGACCGUCGAGUCAACAGUUACUCUGAAUAUUUAAGAAACCUCCAUCAAGCGGAGUUUGAGGGUGGAGGUUUACAUUAUGCCUUUAUUUUCUUUGUUUAUUGCCCGGCUCCUCCACGGAUAUGAAAGUUCUAUGAAUUCAAGGUCUCAACUCAGAGCUCUUCAGCAAGCCAUUGGUUCUUCUCAAUAGAGUCUGCGGAGUGAAUUGAAAGGGAAAAAUAAGUGAAGCGCAUUUAAAAAACAAAACCAAAACCAAAAAACAACCCAAAACCAUGUCAGGAGAAGAGCAUAGCAGAACAAGGGCGAAAAUUUUGAGGAGCAAGCAGUGACCAUUUGUUUUAUGACUGUGCUAAUAACAAAUUCACGCAGGAGGGGAAAUAUUUAUGCUUGUGUAUAUGUAAUUCAUUU